CCUCCACCCCUGCCACAGGAGUGGAGGGGUCAUGAGGCUGUGGCAGUGGGUGUGGGGGUGGGUGUGGCUGGUUGGGCUAGGAGCCACAGAAACAGCACCCAGCCCGGAGAGUGCCAAGAUCUUGGCCCCAGAAGCAGAGCCUCCGCUCUUCAUAGAUGGAACUGACUUCUUUGAUUACCCAGACUUGGACCAAGCCAGGCUCCUGGCACUGGCCCAGUUUAUUGGAGAGAGACCUGUCGUCUUUGAUAACUCAGCAGAUUCCAAGUCUGAGUUCUUCCAUCACAUCCUGGUGGGUGCUCUGGUACUGGCCUUCUUCUUCCUCCUUUUCCAGUUCUGCACGCACAUGAGCUGCCAGAAAGGGGCCUAAAGAGCUGGACAAGGGCCCUGCACUCUGCCAAGUGCCCAAAACUGCCCUCGUCUCCAGGUGAUGAAUAAACAUCCUUGCUUUUUU
Messenger RNA from Equus caballus (horse), 451 nucleotides. It is a transcript of the gene FIMP1, whose product is annotated as chromosome 13 C16orf92 homolog. Gene Ontology annotation, biological process: fusion of sperm to egg plasma membrane involved in single fertilization. Lineage: Eukaryota; Metazoa; Chordata; Mammalia; Perissodactyla; Equidae. The record is from RefSeq and is a predicted model, not a curated record.